AUGGCCGACACAGCAGUAGCAUCGGAGACACCCGCGCCGGCGACGCCCGCCAAGAAGGCACCAAAAGCGGCAGCGGCGGCCGCCGCCGCGAAGAAACCCAAGGCGAGACCAACGCACCCCAAGACUUCCGACAUGGUCAACAGCGCGAUCAAAGAGCUCAAGGAGAGGAGCGGAUCGUCCCUGCAGGCGAUCAAGAAAUACAUCGCCUCGAAUUAUAGCCUAGACGCCGAGAGGUUGGCGCCGUUCAUAAGAAAGUAUCUCAAGCGCGCGGUCGCCUCCGGCACCCUGAUUCAGACGAAGGGCAAGGGCGCAUCGGGCUCGUUCAAGAUAGACAGCAAGUCGGGAACCGGCGGCGGCGCGGCGAAGAAGGCGACGGCCGCCUCCGCGUCCUCCGCGGCCAAAUCGGUGAAGAAGCCGAGCGCACAAGCCGCCAAGAAGACCCCCGCGAGCGCGGGCGCCAGGAGCAAGAAGGCCGCCGCCGCGGCCGCCGAGACCGCACCGCCAAAGACAAGAAGGCAGCCGCUGCGGCCAAGAGGAAACCGGCCGCGUCGGCCGCUCCGAAGAAGGGUCGCGGCGUCGCGGCCGCCGCCGGCGCAGACAUUGAUAGUAAUGAUUAUUUUAAUUGGCAUCGUGACAUAUAGACAAAUGGUAAUUAAACCUGAAACAAAAGGACAUCCUGAAAAAGAACAAGUUCCUGAAAACCCCAGUCAAGUAAAAGUGAAUCCCAGACAUAUUUCAUCAGCAACUCUCUCACACAAAGUUCUCGAAUAG
Messenger RNA from Pieris brassicae (large cabbage white), 771 nucleotides. Its product is annotated as histone H1-like. Gene Ontology annotation, cellular component: nucleus; nucleosome. The coding region runs from base 1 to 771 and encodes 256 amino acids. Gene Ontology annotation, molecular function: nucleosomal DNA binding; structural constituent of chromatin; double-stranded DNA binding. The record is from RefSeq and is a predicted model, not a curated record. The transcript has 2 exons. NCBI's taxonomy places the organism in Eukaryota, Metazoa, Arthropoda, Insecta, Lepidoptera, Pieridae. Gene Ontology annotation, biological process: negative regulation of DNA recombination; chromosome condensation; nucleosome assembly.